GUCGCGCUCGGGCCAACACUCGGUCAGUCAUGUGAACGACACCGUAGCGAGAGGUUGUGUCUAUCGUGCUGCGGCGACAUACUCGUAUGUGUACCAUGUGUAGUUGUGUGCUCUCGGUGGUGCUUGUGUGUUUAACCAGGAUAUUAUGUGCGUCUGCGGGUUGGACAGGCCAGGACGAUCUGUUGUCCCAUACGAGAUAUGUCAUAGCGCCAGAACACCUACUCCCUUAUCAAAAUCAAGGAGACGAGAUUGAGAUUUUUGAAGGCGUAAAGCAGCGUGACAUGAAAGGUCUGGUGGGAGAGACGAUACAACUGCCAUGUUCGGUCAACACGGAGACAUGUGGUGACCUCCACAGCAUCAAGUGGUAUAGAGGGUCAUCCAGGAUAUAUGUGUUCAGCGAGAUGGCCGGCAUCGCCCGCGCGGAGGGCGAGUACUCGGAGAGGGCGGAGCUCCAGUACACCCCCAACAGCACCGUGAGUCACCUGAAGGUUCGUCAGCUUCAGGUCGCAGACGAGGCUGUCUAUAAGUGCGAGAUCACCUACCUGGAGGUCAGAGAGGGCUGCCAGGUCGUCCAGUUCAUCAACCUCAUCACUCUAAUCAAACCCAACUCGGUGACGCUGUUCCGAACGUCGUUGGCGAAGGACAACGAACUGAAGAACGCCACGAAAGUAGGGCCUCUUAGUGAGGACGAUGAGCUUCUACUGAUCUGUGAAACGGAGGGUGGUAAACCCACCCCUAGCGUCCAGUGGUGGAAUGGCUCAUCACAAAUACAUGGGGACACAGAGGUUGAGCUGCAGAACGGACAGACUGUAGCUCGUAAGAAGAUCAAGAUCACCAUUAGUAGGGGAGACCUUGGUGCGAGGUACGAGUGUCGCGUCCAGAACGACGCACUAGAAUCUCCUUUGGUUGCCUACGUGGAUCUAGAUGUCUACGUGCGACCUCUAUCACUGAACCUGUCAGGAGUGGAGCACCACGUGGUGCAAGGGACCAACGUACUUCUGCAGUGUCUAGUGGUGGGGGCGAGACCAGCGGCUACCAUCACGUGGUACAACGGCACGAACCCAAUACCUGCCAACUCUACUGAGCGACAGAUGCAGAGGAGACUGCCUAAAACCAAAGUUUUUAACACGACUGACGGAACGUUCGACACGGUGAGUUCUUUGUCGUUCACAGCCACGAGGUUUGAGAACGGAGGAUCCUUGACGUGUGAGGCCACCAAUGACGUUAUGGAGAGCAGAAACGAGGUCCCAAUGAGGGACAACAUCAAGCUGGAAGUCAUGUAUCCCCCCAUUGUGACAGUAUACCCCGAGAACAUAACGGUGAACGAGUCAAUGAACAUAACCAUACUGUGCCACUAUGAAGCCAACCCCUCCACACUUCGUUCAAUCAAGUGGCUACGUAACAACGAAGUGAUCAAAGCCCAGGAGGGUGGGGAACGUUCCCCUACCGGUGCUGACGAAGACUCCGUAGACGGUCUGGACGGCACGGUGCUGACGGUCAAGACAGCCACUAGAAACCACCAUGGUAUCUACACUUGUAUGCUGGAGAAUGAGGUCGGCGUUUCGACAUCUUCCAAUGAGGCGAACGUCUCAGUGUACUAUAAGCCCAUAGUAAAUCUAACAACAAAUCCACCGACGCCUGUAAGUGAGCUGGACCAUCAAAACAUCACCUUACUAUGCCAGGUGUACACUGGGUACCCAGACACACUGUUGGCGGUGAGAUGGUACCUGGACGGCGAGUUACUCAAAGAGUUGCCGGAAUGUGGUGCCUCCAACGCCACCCUCUGCGACAUCGACCCCAGCAAGCUCCUGUUGGAGGAGGUCGAGAGGAGGUUCCAUGGCAACUACUCGUGUGCUGGGAUGAACGAAGCGGGCUGGGGACCCAUCAGUGCAGCUACUCCAGUCAUCGUAUAUUACCCACCAGGGGACACGUCGCUCGUCUACACCCCAAACCAGGUGAAGAAGAAGGGCAGUGUGACACUAAUGUGUAGUGUACGUGACGAGGGUCGUCCCCCCGGGCCGAUCUACCGAUGGCUACGUGGAGGUCAUCUCAUACACGACGUGACGUCUGCCAACUGGACCAUUGACCCGGUCACGCUGGAGACCGAGUCCAACUUCACCUGCAUCGCGGAGAAUGACGGAGGACAGAGUGUGCCGGCCACGGUGGCGUUCAAAGUUUUGGCACCACCAAACUUCAUUGAGCGACCUCACCCGUACUUCGGCGCUCGAUGGAACGACCAAUAUAUCAACCUGACCUGUAGAGUGGAGUGUAGCCCCCUCUGUACGAUCAGCUGGACCAAAAACGGACGACCCAUCGACAAAGCCAUGAACAACCGGUAUGACAUACGGGAGGUCGUGGAACGGUCCAACCCGACGGCCAACAUCUUCGAGUCUGUCAGGUCAACGCUGAUCUGGAACAUGUCGGCCUGGCCUGGGGCGCAACUAGACAGGUUGUCAGACAACGCCAACUACUCUUGUCACAGUUCAGGCAACCUUGUGGGAGCUGGAGUCAACAGCACAACAACGUUUGGUGUAGAGUAUCCUCCAGAAAACGUGACGGUGACCAACAAGAUUGUGAACGUGACUGAGAACAACAUCCCUCCCAGAGUGCUCUGCAGCGCCAAGGCGUUCCCCGAGGCGUCCUACAACUGGUCGAGGGAGGGGGACAGUGACGUGGUCAGGGGGAACGCUCUCAUCCUCAACUUCCCCAUGCAGAGGCACAAGGGUGGAAACUACGUGUGUACGGCGUACAACAAACACGGCAGCAACACGCAGACCACGUUCUUCAAUGUGCUGUACAAGCCUGAAUGUGGCAUCACCCAGACCGAAGUCAGUGGCAAGAUGGUGCUGAUAUGUACGGCAACUGCCAACCCCGCGGACGUGGACUUCACAUGGAAAGUGAAAAACGAAAACGAAACGAUAGAAGACAACAUCGAGAAAGUUGGACUGCAAAGUUUUUUAACGCUUGAAACUAGAGUGGAAAAUUUCAGGACAUACUUGUGCGUGGCGAAUAAUUCUGUUGGUUCAUCAAUACCGUGCGAAAGAGAUGUUACAGCAUACCAGGAGAAAAGUAGUAAGUUCAGAGCUACAGGUAACAUCAGCUGGUGGCACAGGUUAGAGAACGAUAAUCUGAUGAUACUACUAGCUGUGAUUGCUGGUAUCAUACUGGUGGUGAUCAUCAUUUGUGUCAUCAUCAUCAUAGUCUGCAGACGCAGGCGAGCCGCAGACAAAUAUAAUAACCCAGUGGAGUUGGAAGAUAGACAAAAUCCUGACGGGACUACGUCUCCAGUUCCCCCAGUUACUCCGCCCAAGUGGCCCCUAAGACCUGGCGUGUUGGUGCAUGUAAACACGAACCACAGCCUGAGCCUGGGCCGGCUGCCUGCUGGUGGGGGCGAAGACCGAGAGCGACAAAGACGGACUACCAGUCUGGCUAGCGUAGUCAGCGAGAACCAGCACACUAGAGCUCAGCGAAUCAAAAACAUGUUCAGCGAUCAUCGCAACAAACUGUCUGAUACAAUGCCUGGGAUAUACCACGGUGAAUCUGGAGUGAUCACCUUUAAGAAGAUAGACCCCACUGCAACCCAUGGAACGUCCAGAAAACGAAAAAAACCGGGCAAAGGCCCAAACCCAUCAACUACCAAAGAUAAGUCAGAUCUCAACUCGUCUCCAAGCGAUGCUCUCCUUCAGACAGACCCUGACAACAAAGCUUUCUAUGAAAACCUUCCCUUCCAUGGCAUGCAGAACCCCCCAAACAAGCCAUUCCGUCCCCAGUUUUCGGAUCUGGACUACGCUGACGUGGACUACAGGUCCUACGGGCCCAUCAACUACAAGGCUGCCAGCAUAUACGCUGUUCAGGGCCGCAAUACGCCGGCGCCCGACGACGAGGAACUACUGUGAUCCCCCACGCAUUUACUACGCCCUCCGACGUUGCCACAUCUCGUGCGACGUUGCCACAUCUCGUGCGACGUUGCCACAUCCCGCGCGACGUUGCCAACUUACGUUUUGAUCGAGGCACUACGUUUCGUUAAGCAUUUCGUUAGUUGUAUGAAUCAUGUAAUGUGCCUUUUUACGAUAAUUUACACCGUUAGUCUGUGUUAGUGUUUCGGUGUAGCUUGUAAAGUCGUGGGUUCCAAAUUCCAGUAGCUUAAGGAAGGGAUAAUUAAGUGCAUUUUGUAACUUAUUUCUAGUCAUUUUAAAUUUUAAAACUCAAUAUUAACGAACUAAUAAUUAGUUUAUGUUUGCUAGGGUUAAUGUUUGCUGUGAAUUAAUACUGUCAUUUAUUCAAAAUAGGUUCCGACAGGUCCAAGGUCUGUGAACGUUAAUAAUGAUCCAAUAUUUAUUGUAUAAACAUAUUUUAUUAGUUUUAAGAAUUGCAUAAUGGUUCUACAGUUUUAAUUCACAAUAAAUCCUCUCAAUGUGAUUUUUACUGAUAGGAGUUUCAACAGUGGUAGAUUUAUUUUAAAAUUACAUAUUUUCCACUACUCGAAGAAAUGUAUAUCUGAUUGUUUGCUGUACUCAAAUGUUUGUGCUCUUCACGACUCGUCUCUCUUCGUGGAACGUUUUCUCAGUGUUCGGGGCUAAGCCUUCUCUAACUAUUUGUAAAUACUGUGGCCAAAGACUACAACCCUUGUAAGAUAAGAGGGGAGGUGCUUCGUUGUACUAGUGCGAAUUCAAAAACUCGUUUUCUAUCGCCCCAAAACAAAUAACACUGUUUUGUAACUAGUUCGUACUAAUGUCCAUCGGUGUGUAUACAUGUACAGUGUGUUAUAUAAUGAAAAUAAUGUUUUUUAAAAAGCAACAUAUAGUGAUGUAUUUUGUACAUAAAGAGGGGAUUGUUAGGACCGAAGAUGGUAGAUAUUUUCUCGGUCAAACAUUGUUAACUUGGAUGUGUAUAUUUGAAUGAGAUGGCUGUAAAAAAGUUCGUGUCCAAGUGGAUAUAGUGUGGAUACGUGCUAGAGAACGUUUUCACUGUUGGAAUAAAAUAAUGA
Macrosteles quadrilineatus (aster leafhopper) is the source of this 4987-nucleotide messenger RNA. RefSeq names its product hemicentin-2-like. Gene Ontology annotation, cellular component: cell-cell junction. The transcript has 25 exons. NCBI's taxonomy places the organism in Eukaryota, Metazoa, Arthropoda, Insecta, Hemiptera, Cicadellidae. Gene Ontology annotation, biological process: cell-cell adhesion. The record is from RefSeq and is a predicted model, not a curated record. Bases 87 to 3896 code for a protein of 1269 amino acids. Gene Ontology annotation, molecular function: cell adhesion molecule binding.